Messenger RNA from Epinephelus moara (kelp grouper), 5576 nucleotides. It is a transcript of the gene rbm14b, whose product is annotated as RNA binding motif protein 14b. Gene Ontology annotation, molecular function: zinc ion binding; mRNA binding. The record is from RefSeq and is a predicted model, not a curated record. Lineage: Eukaryota; Metazoa; Chordata; Actinopteri; Perciformes; Serranidae. The transcript is spliced from 4 exons. Gene Ontology annotation, cellular component: cytosol. Bases 159 to 1892 code for a protein of 577 amino acids.
AGUCAUUUUAGUGAGGAUUCAGCAUCCUCCUGGUGCUGCAGCAGCCCCAGCAGCAGCAGCAGCAGCAGCCCUCCCCCUCUGCAGCCUCUCCAGCAGAAUGCCCGACAUGCAAACGGAAGCAGGCGCUACCAUUUUGAAAUACAGCACCGCCUAGCGCCAUGGACAAGAGCCAUACAGUGAAGCUCUUUGUGGGCAACCUGGCGUUGGACACCACCCAGGAGGAGCUGUCAGCCAUCUUCGAACCCUACGGCCAGGUGGUCAGCUGCAGCGUGCUGCGACAGUUUGCCUUCGUACACCUGCAGGGCGAGGGUGCCGCCGAGCGCGCCAUCCGGGAGCUCAAUGGACGGGAGUUUCGUGGACGGAAUUUGGUGGUGGAGGAGUCGAGGGGAAGGCCGUUGCACUCCACCAAGGUGUUUGUGGGUAAUCUGAGUGGGAUGUGCACCACCGAGGAUCUACAGCAGCUGUUUCAAACAUUUGGAAAAGUUCUUGAGUGCGAUAAAGUCAAAGCCAGGCAUUCCUCUUCCGCAGGCUAUGCCUUUGUCCACAUGGAAAACAAGGAAGACGCGCUCCAGGCCAUCGAGGCCCUGCAUGGUACCUCGUUUAAGGGCCGUCCCCUGUCUGUAGAGCUGUCCAAAGUCCAGCCCAGCAAGCAGGCACCUACAGGAAAAAUCCCCUGUGUUAACUGUGGAAAGCAGGGUCACUAUGCUGGAGAAUGUCCUGUCGGGAAGCCUUCUCUGGAGCAGUACCAGAGUCAGGCAGCAGUCCUUGCUGCUGCUGCAGCUGCAGCCGCCGGCCUGCCGCUACAGGUCCAACAAAGCGUGCACAAUUCAGUCUACAACACCUCCACCUUUGAUCCCACAUACGCUGCUCUCACUGGGAUCACCACAGGCACACGCACUGAUGGAAACCCAGUGAAUCCAGCAGUCUAUGGUGCCCUUGCCAGCCAGGUGUAUGGUGCCAAUGUUGCCAGCCAGCUUUAUGGAACGGUGGCCAAUCAGGCAGCUCUCACAUCAGGCGCCACCCAAAUGUACAGCUCAAUGACCCCCAACAUCUACGGCCAGAUGGCUGCAACUCCUGCGGCUGCUGCUGCGGCUGCCGCCGCGGCUGCAUACUCACCUCAAGUUUACACCCCAACUGUGGCCAACUCCCAUGUCUAUCUGACUGCUGCUCAUGGGUUAGAAAUGCCAACAGCAGCGGCUGCGGUCAACCCCGCCUACACUGUAUCUCCAGCAAUUUAUGGUGCCGCCACACCAGCGUAUGCUCAUAUAAGCGCCAUGGGAGCAGCGGACCCUACCACAGCCAUCUUUGAGGCAGCCAGACAGGCACAUUACUUUGCCCAGGGCCAGCAGGUUGUGGCUGACCAGCAGACGGUGGCUGCAGCUGCAGCAGCAGCUGUGGUAAAGUCUGAGAGGGACCGGAGUCCCCUUCGGAGGUCAGUACCUCUGCUACCAGACCCAGUGAUGAAGCCGUUCAUGUACCAGAGAGCCAAGCCGCGCCGACCCCUGCUCCCUACACCAGCUGGCCGAGCGGCAGAAGAGGCAGUGGAGGCUGCAGAGGACCCCAUGGCCAGGUACUAUGCGGAGUACUACCAGCAGCUGCAGCAGUACCCCCAGUUCCAGUAUGCCUACCCACCACCGAGCGCAGUGACAGCCAUCCCUGGCAUGCCAGGAGUGCCAGCCGUGUCAGCAGUCCCUACAGUCUCCGCGAUGUCCGCCCAGUCAGUCGCUGCGCUGGAUGCCCUCAGGCCAGUGGUCCCCACCGCUGCGGCAGUGGCAGCUGCCAUGGCUGCGCCAAGGGUGUAUGAGCCGCCGUUGCCGCCGCCCACGCGCAAGGAGGCCAUCCUCCGCCGCCCCGAACUCUCCCUUCACACGCCUGAGCCCCCCUUCCGAUAGUCGCACACAACUCUCUGCCCCUACCCCUCCCUCUUUGCCCUGAACCCCAUCUCCUCUUCCACCCCAAACUUGACCACCUUACAGCAGCUGUAUGUGUGUGUAUGUGAAUGUGUGUUUGGUGGGUGGGGUUUGAAACUGGGGGGGGGGCUAUUUGGUUUAUUAACCUGCUUUACGAGGGACUUGGUCAGCAUAACCUUGGUCCUGUUUGCACACACACACACAGUGCAGCCAUGAAAGGGAGGCUCUCAUCUGUCAUGUGGGCAUUCUUUGUGCUACUCAGUUUUACUUUUUUAUCGUGCCAGUCUCACACUUGUGCCAGUAUUAGACCGACCCAGUCGGUCGUUUCAUAUGCCUUUAUUUCCGCAACCCAGUUAUGAUUUUCUACGGCCAAACCUACGAUAAAAGACAUUGGUUUUUAUCAGCCAUCCUCCUUAGGCCUAGAUGAUCAGUUAGGGCAGCUAAUUUGAAACCUUUUUUGCCUUAUGUUGGAGAGUUUGUAAUGUAACCAGAUGGGAAGUCAGAUAAUCACAUAUUGUGUACAGGCUGCACUGCAUUGUGUCCAACAGAACCAAGGUUUUUGUGGGGGGAGGGGUGUUUGUCUUGAAUGGAUGUAGUAAGUGUGAAAGAGAGAGAUAUGUGCGGGCUCCUGACCUUGCAGCGCACAAACGCAGCAGCUUAGACUGCGCUUUGCAGAAAACAAACAAACAAAAAAAACGUAAAGCACACAUAAUACGUACUGUAAUGUAUGUUUGGAUCUCUCCUUGACCCCUUUUCCCCCACCUGUACUCUAACUUCAACACUGGAAGACACUGCCUCACCUCUCAUUCUCUCUCUAACUACAGCUGCCUACCUCUGACAGUAAAUUUCAGCGUAGAGUCUAUUCUAUUCCACACUUUUCACCCAGUCAGCAGUUUAGUUCCUGCUCCUCGUAAAGGCACAGGGUCAGCAGUUGAGGAAGGGAGGAGCCGGAUUUCGGUGACAAUGACUUUUGUAGAUACUCUGUAUGAAGUCCUCCUACAUAUCCAGAGGCCUUUUUUAAAAAUAGUGUAUGUGUUUUGUUUGUUUUAGUGUAUUUACAUGUGAUACAAGUCAGCCUGGGGUGUAAUGAGUUGUAAAUGGAUAAAAAAUAAACCCAUGUGUGACUACUGAACGAGCUGUUUACAAAGGAUCUUUACACUGCAUCCUAUUAGGAAACAUGAAAUGUGACAAGCUCAAUAAUGUGCCUAUAAGCUUUGAGUGAAGUGCAUUAAGUGGAGGGAUCUCCCAUUUUAAGUGCUUUUUAAUCAUUUCAAGGGGGGGGGGGGGGUGUAACAGGAGCCCUUCGGAGCUUUGUAUCCAGAAGGCUACGAGCGGUGAAGCUUUCUCGUGGACUUGCACUCCUGUAUUAGAUUAGUUUCUUAUCGUAGGGUUUUUAAAAAGCCACAAACUGAGCCUCACAGGUUCAUAAUUAGCCGCUGGUUUAAAGCAGGAACGACAGUGAUAGCACCAAUGAAGUGAGAGAUGGGGAAGUGUCUUCCAGUUGCCCCGACUGUCCUACUUUUUUUUCUCCAAAUACCAGACCUGCUUCAGAUUGUAAUUGCAAAGAAAUUUUAGUGUCUGUUUUGAUCUGGUUGUUGGAUCCGGUAUAGGUGGGGUUCGCUGCAGCGGGAUAACAAAACUUGUAAGGACAGGUACCUUGACAUUCACAAGCUUGUCCUGAAUGGCAAACUCCACCCAUUCAGUUCUACAGUCACUUUAAGGUUCUGUAUGUAACUCUCAAAAAUUCUUGUUUUUAGUGUAACCUCAAUCUGAGGCUUGAAGUGAACUGCAGUCCUCCAUAGCCACGAGCGAGCACCUGCAUCGGCCACAAAAGAUCGACCAUGAUUAACCGGCAUCUUAGAGUAGUGUUACGAUCUGUAUGUUCCCCUAUUUCAUUUGGACCAUUGGCUCCAUAAUACUAACUAGCUUGUUAGCCAUUUGCAAAAUACUUCAUCAGCUGACACUGCAAAAGCAACCAUUGGCAGAUCCAGGCAGCGUAGCUUAACAGCUAGCCGGCUAACCUUAGCUUAUGUUAAGCCAAAGAUACUCAGUAACAAAAGAUAACACACUACUGGCUGUGCCAAUAGUACGAGAUGUUACACACUUCCAGUCCCCCAUGUGGACCAUCUCUCUCUUUCCCUAAUUUUGCCACUCGUCGUUUUUAUCUGCUAGCUUAAUGUCUGAUAUCAACCAAGGGUUUGAACCUGUCAGUUGUUGCCUGAUCUCGCAAGAGUAUGUCACUAAAACAGAGGCAUGUCUGGCGCAUUUUCUCCUGAUAUGUCUGUCUGAAAAAGCACUAUUUUAGUGUCAGAACGUUAAGAAGGGUUUAGGCUUGUGAAAAAUGGGUUCAGUAUUUACUUCAGUGAUUACUGGGCAAAGGAAACGGUCAUUAUCUGUACUCACGUUCACUUAUCCCAUUGGAAUGAACAGACUCAGUACUGCCGCUAGUGGGCCAUCUCGGUUUAUCAACGGUCACUUGUUACGGUUAGCCGAUUGGCAACCCAGCUAGCUGUAACUUAGCUACUCUGCAUGGAUCUGUCUUUAGUUGUGGCUGAUAAAGUAAUUUGCAAACCCACCCCGGGAAUCUGGAUGAAUUGGCUGACGUUGUCCACUCAGUACAAUAUUUUGUUGCAUUUGCUAGCUAGCAAUUCAUCCCCGUUAGAAAGCAAACCAAAGUUAGCGAACAUUAGCCAGCUAAGACUACAGUGUCAUUUAAUAUGUCAGUAUGUUCUCUGGGAUUUUUUCAUCACUGGCGGGCACUUAAUUUGUUGGAAUUGUUUAUCAGACUACAAAUAAGACAAGAAUUAGCUAGCACAACCUGCUGUCUCUUCGCUUCACUGCCCACCACUCUGAGAUUAUUUCACUCAGAGGAACGCGGACGGCAGCUCCAGACACGACCUUCAGUCAGCGGUUAUGACAACUCGAAUUCAGCCGGCACAAACCUAAGCGGUAAGCGAAGGUCCGUCUACAGGCUGCCCCUGAAAAACAUAUAGAAACACAGCAUGUAGACUGUGUUGUGGUGGGUCCCCGUCGUUUGUUGACGUAAGCGGACGCCAUUUCCAAGCAUACGUUAGCUACUGCUGCUUAUUGUAGUGCUGUAGCGAAGCUAUAGAGAGAUGCAGCACGCUGUUGGGAGAAGUUUACCCAAAGGGCUUUCUGCCAGACAGGCAUUUCUUGGUUAACGUUCAUCACAUCCUCUAGAUUUUCCUGGAAAAUUCGGCUAAGGUCCCUUACAUAGAAGUCAGUCCACAUGCUGUUAAGGCAACCUAGAAAGUCAGGGAAGGUCUGUUUUCAACUUAAAAUCCAGUCAGCCAUUGGAAUUGAAAAACGAUUAAUACAUGUAAGAAGUUACGUACAGAACCUUUCAAACAAUCACUUGGGAAUUUUUUUGCAACUACUAUUUGACAGCGGUCUGAUGCACACACAGACAUACCCUCUGAAAUCACCUUACUGCCUCGCUGUUUCCCUCCUCCCCUCUCCCCCUGUGGUUUUUAGUGGUUAAGUGACUUUUGCAUCUCACAGUGUAAUCUCUCUGUGUUGUAUAUACGAACACAUACCAGUUGCAUCCUUUGUAGAAUUAUGUGGUUUGCGAAAUGUCUUGUUUGCCAUGUUUGAGACCGUAUUUUUUAGAGAAGUAUUUUAAUUUUGCCUUUUUUUUUUUUUUUU